Messenger RNA from Xenia sp. Carnegie-2017, 2316 nucleotides. RefSeq names its product CUB and zona pellucida-like domain-containing protein 1. Lineage: Eukaryota; Metazoa; Cnidaria; Anthozoa; Malacalcyonacea; Xeniidae. The record is from RefSeq and is a predicted model, not a curated record. The coding region runs from base 113 to 1885 and encodes 590 amino acids. The transcript has 10 exons.
GCACCGAAGAGCAGAAGACGUAGCAGAGCACAAGUGAAGUCGUACAAAUAUUUUGAAAAAUGAUUCGGUGCGUGCUUUCCUGUCUUUGGAUUUUGGCGUUCGUCCCGCUAUCAUGUUCAAUAAGCCAUGGACAAAGAAGAGUAUUUUGUCUUCUCCAUGGAAAGAGAAAUUCUUAAACGCAAACAACUUCAUAAAUGAGCGAAGAAAGAGAGCUAUAGCUCGAAGAUCAUGCGAGAAACUGGUCGAUCUAGGUGUCAUUAUUGAUGGUUCAUCCAGCAUCGGAGAAUCUAACUUCAGAGCGUUCAAAUCAUUUACGGCCGAAUUUUUCGGUAACUUUGUCAUCAAUCCGGAUAAAACUCGCAUUUCUGUGAUAAAAUCGUCGACGUCACCUUUCAUGGAAAUUCCCUUCCAUCGGUCGUUUGACGAUCAUUUAGAACUUGAAAGAACCGUGAGAGGCAUUGACUAUAGAGGUGGCAGCAGCUACUUGGGUGCCGCACUGAGCAAAGCACGCGAUGAAAUGUUUCAAGCGAGCAAUGGAGCACGAACGUCUCUCGGUGCAAAGAAAGUGUUGCUAGUAAUAACUGACGGACUUAGCAUCGACAGCGUCAUUCAACCAGCUCAAAAUCUAAGAAAUGACGGUGUCGUUAUUCACGUAAUAGGAGUAGGCUCUUCACUCUCUACGCGUAAAAUUCAUUGGAUGGCGUCACUUCCAAAAAAUGAUCACAUGUACUUGCUCAAUAAUUCUGUCGAAGCGCUUCUCUCAAAAGCACAAGAAAUUGCCACCAAAGCUUGUAACGCAAACUCCUACUAUCUCACUUGCGGACAAAAUAAUAUGACGCUGACGUUCUCUUUAACACUUGUCCAAACCUUGGACCUUGACAAUAUGGUGCUCAAUGACGGUAUCUGCAAGGCCAGCUACAACGCAACCCACGUGUUUGUCACAGCACCACUAUCAGGAUGCGGAACUCUCUUCACACAAACAACACAAGAAAUGUUUUUUACCAACAACCUGUCUGUACCACUGAGACCUAGCCGUGGUAGCGUCAUAACCAGGUCGCAAAAGCUUAAUUUCACCUUCACUUGUACCUACGAUCGUCUUAUCAGUGUCAGCGGUGUGAAAUUUCAGCCUCCAAGUCCUGUCGUGGUGAUCAAUGAAGGUGCCAGUGGGGAUUUUGUGCUUGAGCUUGGUUCUUUUUCCAACAAUGAUUUCUCAUCUUCAAGCUCUGACCAGUAUCCAGUAUUCAAAAGCAUUCGCGAUCGUAUUUAUAUACAGUACAGCAUCGACACGGCAAACUCCAACAUUGUUGUACGUGCAGAAUCAUGUCAUGCUACACCGACCAACAAAGCGUACAAUCAACCUCAGUAUCAGAUCAUUAAGGACAGUUGUGACAAGGACUCAACAAUAACCCAUCACACAAGUGGCCUAAGGAAACUCCAUCAAUUCAGUAUGCAAGUUUUCCGCUUCCUUACAAACCACACAUUGGUCUACAUUCAUUGUGACAUACGAUUGUGUGAUAAGAAUGAUCCCAAUUCCGUUUGCGCGCGCAAUGCGCCGUGCACAGAUCUUCCGAGGAAACGUCGCAACGUUGAACAAAAUGUAGACAUCAACCGUUCCUUUCCUGUAUCCGUUGGACCAUUUACAUUGCAAAAAGAGCCGACAGUUUCCCCUAAUGCCGUCUCCAAUAACGGAUGCAAAGGCAACGACGACGAUAACAAGAUGAUAAUUUUCAUCUUGGUUGGUGUUAUUGUAAUGGUUAUCGUACUGGCAACAAUCAUCUUCCUUUUCCUUUACUUAAGUAGACGCACAAAGAGAUCUCCUGAUAACGCCACCAAGCCCGCGCCUCACGUUCCAUCUUAUGGUAAUGACGGCUUGGAAAACAACUGAUGUAAUGAUUGCUUAAUAUUUGCGAUACUGUGUAUAUGCUCAACGUAAUAACCUCUUAAUAACCUCUUAUAACCAUAAAUGCUCAACGUAAUUCACUUUUCAACUUAAUAAUCUCACUAACUUUAUCCUUUUCAUCAUUGAAAUGUUAUAACGAACAGAACAAAAUGCCUUUCAACAUUUAACGAUUGAUUCAUUUCAUAAUUCUUCAGACAUUUGCCAAGACAAAGCGUAGUCAUAAGACUUUGCUUGUAAACACAGCAAAUCCACGCUCAUAGAAAUAUAUAUUGCUUCUUUGACGCCAUUUUUAAAUGUCCGAUGCAUCAAACUGCAAAAAUGCGCAUUUUAAACAAACUGAAAUUUCGAUUUUUUAAGAUUUUCUACUGUAAAUAUUAUUAUUUCUUUCUGAAUAUUGCAACCUAAUAUUUCCUGGA